AUGGAUCUCUCCAGGGACAGGAGCCCGAACCUGAUGAUCAUGGACGUGCUGUUCAUCUCGCUGGCCUCGAUAUCCUGCCUGCUGCGGUGCUACACGCGCGUCUUUGUGGUGCGGGCCUUUGGCAUCGACGACUGGCUCAUGCUCGUCGCCAUGCUCUUUUACGUGCUCUACAUUGUCAGCGGCCUCAUCAGCGCCGCCCACGGCAGCGGCCGCCACCAGGACACGCUGUCCGACGCCGACUUGUCCAUUGCCAUGCGCAACUGGUGGCUGUGCUACCUCUGGUACGACGCCUGCAUGGUCUUUGCCCGCCUCUCCAUUGGCAUCUUCUUCUUGCGCCUGACCGUCAAGCGCCUGCAUCGGUACUUGAUGUACUUUGUCAUGGUCACCACGGUUCUCUUUGGGCUGGUCUUUCUGGGAGUCGCCAUUGGCGAAUGCACACCGGCACCAUAUUUUUGGGACAAGACCAUAGAAGGAGGAUGGUGUGUGGAUGACCGUAUUAUCGUGGCUCUCAUGUACGUAUACAGCGCAUCUUCGCUGUUCUCGGACGCAACAUAUGCCAUCUUUCCCAUAUUCUUGAUGAAGGGAUUGCAGAUGGACAGAAAGACCAAAUAUGCCGUUAUGCCGAUUCUGGGGCUCGGUUGGGUGGCUAGUAUAGCAGUCUUGAUCCGCUUCGCAUACUUGACCACACUGGCUUCAGAGGACUUUACAUAUGACGCCAUCACCAUCGCCAUUCUUUCCUCGGCCGAGCAAGGGCUGGCCAUCACCGCCGGUAACUUGGUUACGCUGCGGCCGCUCUUUACCCGCAAGUUUGGACUUUGGAGCUCCCUCGCGCGCGACGGGAAUUCGGCCGCCAACCAGCACCCGCCUACCAUUGGUGCCGUCGACAGGGCAAAAGGCCGAGCCGCCUCGGCCGCAUCAGACCCAAGCGAUGUCGGCCUCGCAACUUUUCUGCGGGGCUACGCAACCGAUGAGGAAUCAGGAGUACCAAUGAAGAGCCAUGAUGGCGCCUUGGAGCAGCAAAGCGUGGAUACGACGACGGAUGGAUCCGGGGCAAGUCAAAAACGGAACAGUCACGUAUGGUGUGCGCCCAUGGAAGAUGAAAACGAAAGUCAAAAUGGACUGCAUCAUCAGUCAUCGAGGGAUACCUUGACUGAUAUAACAAAAGCAAUGCCGGCCACUUUUCUAGCAAGGGAAGGCAGGCUUCGAGAUAGUGGUGGCACAUGA
This is a messenger RNA of Pestalotiopsis fici W106-1, 1224 nucleotides long. RefSeq lists its product as uncharacterized. The transcript has 2 exons. The record is from RefSeq and is a predicted model, not a curated record. Bases 1 to 1224 code for a protein of 407 amino acids. NCBI's taxonomy places the organism in Eukaryota, Fungi, Ascomycota, Sordariomycetes, Amphisphaeriales, Sporocadaceae.